GUCAUCGCGCCGCUGUCAGAGAGGCAGGAGACCCGCCCAGACAGCGAGAAGCCCCACAGCAGCAGGCGCUCGUCUUCGAGUGUGGGCGGCAUCAGAGCCCGGGCUGCGGCGGAAUCCUCUCACGUAACCCGCGGACGGGACGCAUGUGACGUAACCGGAGCGCCCCGGAAUCCGAGUGCGCGCUCUCUGUCUCAGGCCGAGCUCUCCCCCCCCCCCUCUCUCUCUCUCUCUCCGUGCGGGGAUCCGUGUUCUCGGUGGCUGCUCGGUGCUGACCGCGGCCCCUGCUGCGAGGGCGGCCAUGGACGAGCAGGCGGGGCCCGGCGUCUUCUUCAAUAACAACAAUAACUCGCUGCUCUCCGGGGGAGCGGGCAAGAGCUACGAAGCCGGAGCUGGGGAGGCGGCCUCGGCGGCGGCUGCUGGCGGAGGAGGAGGGGUGGGCGGCAAUACCGGGGCAGCCGGGAGGGCCCACUACAGCAUCCCGGGGAUCCUGCACUUCCUACAGCACGAAUGGGCCCGCUUCGAGGUGGAGAGAGCCCAGUGGGAGGUGGAGAGGGCCGAGCUGCAGGCUCAGGUAGCCUUCCUGCAAGGCGAAAGGAAAGGUCAAGAGAACCUGAAGAAGGAUCUAGUAAGAAGAAUAAAGAUGCUGGAAUAUGCUUUAAAGCAAGAAAGGGCAAAAUAUCACAAGCUGAAAUAUGGGACAGAAUUAAAUCAAGGAGAUAUGAAGCCACCAAAUUAUGAUUCAGAUGAAGCAAAUGAGGCAGAAUUACAGCCAACGCCACAGAACACCCAAUUUAUAUGGAAACAAAGCCGGCAGUUGCUAAGGCAGUAUCUCCAGGAGGUGGGUUACACAGACACCAUACUGGAGGUGAAGUCAAAGCGAGUCCGUGCUUUGCUAGGCCUGUCUGCUGACUCCUCUGACAGGCUCACAGACACCAAUCAAGAUUCCAUGGUAAAUGGUACAGAGACAGAACUUCCCAAUCCAUUGGUCAUUGGGAAACCAGAUAUGACGGACUCUGCUUCUGUGUUGGAGACAUUUAAAUUUUUAGAAAAUGCUGCUGCAGAAUUCAGCGAUGAAGAGGACGAUGAAGAAAAUGAUGGCAGGGAUAAAACCAUAAUAGAUGCAGCUACAAUUGUGCGGAGAAGAAUUAUCCCGGAACCCAAUGAUGAUAGAGACACAGAGGAGGCUUUGAAAGAGUUUGACUUCCUUGGUUCAGAUGACAGUGAUGGAGGAGAAUCUCGAAGCGCUGGCGACGGCACUGAAUGGGAAAAGGAAGACCAGUGUCCAAUCACGGAAUCCUGGAAUGUGGAUCAGGGAGUUAUAACCAAACUCAAGGAGCAAUACAAAAAGGAGCGCAAGGGGAAAAAAGGGGUUAAGAGACCAAACAGGUCGAAGCUCCAAGACAUGCUGGCAAAUCUUAGAGAUGUAGAUGAACUGCCAUCACUACAGCCCUCUGUGGUUUCAUCAUCGAGGCCUACCAGCUCAAGACUUAGCGAACAGGAAAUAAACCGGACAGACGAAGUUGAAGCUUUAACAUUUCCUCCAUCGUCUGGAAAGUCUUUCAUUAUGGGAGCAGACGAAGCAUUAGAAAAUGAACUUGGCCUGGGGGAACUGGCAGGACUAACAGUAGCCAAUGAAGCAGACUCCUUAACUUACGAUAUUGCAAACAAUAAAGAUGCAUUAAGGAAAACGUGGAACCCUAAAUUCACACUAAGAAGUCACUUUGAUGGAAUUCGGGGUCUUGCUUUCCACCCUGUAGAGCCAGUACUUAUAACUGCAUCAGAAGAUCAUACACUAAAAAUGUGGAAUCUCCAAAAGACUGCCCCUGCUAAAAAGAGUGCAUCACUCGAUGUUGAGCCAAUCUACACAUUCAGAGCACACAGGGGCCCAGUUUUAUGUGUAGUGAUGAGCACUAAUGGAGAACAGUGUUACAGUGGGGGAACGGAUGGUGUUAUACAAAGCUGGAAUACUCCAAACCCUAAUGUGGAUCCAUAUGAUUCCUAUGAGCCUUCUGUUCUUAGAGGGGCGUUUGAAGGCCACACUGAUGCUAUAUGGGGCCUGGUAUACAGCACAACUCAUCAACGUUUGUUGUCAGCAUCCGCAGAUGGUACAAUAAGAGUAUGGAACGCUGCUGAAGCCUCCCCAGCAUUAAGCAUAUUUAAUGAUAACCAAGAAUUAGGCAUACCAUCUUCUGUGGACCUGGUAAGCAGUGAUCCUGCUCAUAUGGUUGUGUCAUUUAACACUGGCCACACAAGUAUCUUUAAUAUGGAGACCCGCCAGAAAGUCCUCACAUUAGAAUCCUGCAUAGAAACUGCUGUUAAUGCCACCUGCCAAAUAAACAGGGUAAUCAGUCAUCCUACUCUUCCAAUUAGUAUCACUGCUCAUGAAGAUCGUCACAUCAAAUUUUAUGACAACAACACAGGAAAACUAAUUCAUUCAAUGGUAGCCCACUUAGAUGCUGUGACAAGUUUAGCAGUUGAUCCUAAUGGGUUGUACCUGAUGUCUGGCAGUCAUGACUGUUCGAUACGUUUGUGGAACCUAGAAAGUAAGACCUGCAUACAGGAGUUCACAGCCCACCGCAAGAAAUCGGAUGAAUCUAUCCAUGAUGUAGCUUUCCACCCAUCCAAAUGCUACAUUGCCAGUGCGGGAGCUGAUGCCCUCGCCAAAGUUUUUGUAUGACACAAUGCUUCCCCCGUACCUUUUCAUUUAACCAACCAGCCACAUCAAACAAGACGUUUCCCUGAUGCCUGAAGAGUUGACUUAAUUGGCCUAAUUCCUUUUCCUUCUUACCUUUCUUCUUGUGUUUGAUAAUCAGGAUGAAAUGAAAAAAAUCAAAACAAAACAAAAACAAAUGUUGUGGGUUUAAUUUUGGUGGGUUGAGGUUUUCUAAACUAAUGGUUCGUUCAGGGUGCUGUGAACUCAUCUGGUGCUUAGAGCCAGGAUUCUGUCUCGCAAAUGCCCACUGAGCUACAGUAGCAGCAUUUUAUUUUUAAGAGUGCAUAUUUGACCAGGCAGGCCUGGAUCAAACUAGGUUCCAGCAUAAUUUGAGGUUGUGCCUAGUGGGACAAGACGAUGGCCAGUGAAAAUGGCAAAUAUAGGAAAUACAAAUGGAAAAUGUACUUCUCCCUUAAUCUCAUUUAAAAAGCUCCAACAAGCAUAUUUGGUGGAUUACAUGGACUUCCUUACCUGCUCAAUCAAUAGUUUUGGAGCGGAGUAUUGAGAAAGGACCUUCCCAUCAAAUGGGCUAUUAGCAGCAAGUGAAAUCAGUGUAAAGUAAAAUAAAAAAAGAACACAUUUUAGGUUUUUAAUUUUUUUUUGUUUAGUGUACAGUGCUUUGUGUUCUUGGAAUGUAUUAUAAGGUGAUUACCAAAUAAAUUUAUAAAAAGGGUAACAUUUGUUUAAAAGCACGGUAAUGUGGUGAUUUUUGAUGGGUCAGUCUUUACGUUCCAGUGACUGCAAUCAUAAAGAAAGGGAUUCCAUUCCAUUUAUUUUUAAAUUAAAACUGCCUGAAUACAGCAGUCCAAUUAGCUCACAUUAGCCUGUAUGAUAUAAUCUUGUGGUGACUUGAUUUAGUUAUAUUCUACAGCACCAAAAAUGAAACACGAGGUGUAUGCUUUUGCCAACCUGUCUAACAUGUCUAAACCUAAUUAAUGUAGCUUUUGAGAGAAUGCACAAUGCCAUGAGCAAAUUUUUAAAAUAACAAUGUCAGUUGUUAUUUCGUGUGGUUCUGACUUGGGCACAUGACUAAUUAAACCAUUGCCAAAAUAAAUUGUUACAACCCUCACUAGAUGAAAUUUGUUAAAUAUGCUAGAGAAUUAGAAUUGCUGUGCUGUUUGUGUCCACAACAAGUAUUAACAAACAUUAAAUUUAGCUUACUGAUCGAAGAUUAAUAAGAAAUGCUGAGGUUAGAGAAGGAAGCAUAGUGGAGGAUAAUGAUUUUUCCAUUAUCAACCCUCCUAAUGUAUUGUGUAUUUGUGAGAAUGCAGCCUUACUUACAUUGUGUACAUUUUUUUGUGAAUAUUUUUUUUAAGAACUUUAUCUUCAAAAACAAAUAGUUUUGAUCUUUGUCCAUUUGUUAUGCCAGCAAUUAAGUCAUUCUUUAGGGAUUCCAAUAACAGACGCUAAUUGCAUUAUCACAUCCUUAUUGUUCUAUAGCAUUACUUUAAUGUAGUGCUGCAUCACCCCUUUAUUAGACUCUCAAGGGAACGUAUUUAAUCUCCAGUUGUUACCAAUGUGUUUUUCUCUGAUUGUUUGAAGGGUUCAAGUAAUACUUUAAAUGACAGAUCUAUACAUGUGCUUAGUUAUUCUCCAAUACACUGAUCUCUGAUUGUUGCUAAAGGCUUGCCCAGUGUCGUUUGGGAAAAUACCUUUUCAUCACUAAUUGUGCUAAAUUAAAUUAACCUGCUACAAAUAUUUAACAGCAACUUGAAAAGAAAAGCCACUUAAGGAGCAUAAGACUAUUAGUAGUUUUAUAAAUGUUUCAAUUUUGUUUCAUGGACAAAAGUUAUGUAUAUGGCUUUUUACUUAGAAAUUGAAAUUGUGGAUUAUUUGUGUAUUUGACUUUUACUCUCCCUCUUACUUUCUUUUUAGACUAAAAUAAUUGCAAAGAUUUAUUUGGAAAUUCUAAAAGUUAUGUAUAUUAUAUAUAAAUAUAUAUAUAUUGUAAACAUAUAUUAAAUGUGUCUAGUAUGGGAUGACUCCAGGGGUGCGUUUUAAUCUUUAUUAUUUUAUUUUUUUACCUCUUUCCCCCCUCCUCGCCCUUUUUUUUUUUUUUUUUUUGGUAUUGGAUUCUCUUAAGUGUACACCAGAUAAUGGUAUGGGUAUGACAUUGAGUAUUUUGCUGUUACAUAUUAUAAUUACAGCUGUUAAAAUUGAUGUACAUACAUCUUUGAGUUGGCAUGCUUGUUUUGAUGGCUGUAUUACUUUAGUUAAUUCAAAUCUGAAUGUAAGUAAAAUCAGUGGCUAUUUAAACUCUGCAAGGAAGAAAGCUCCAUGUCUAAGUCUAUUGCGGUUUAAACAGAUGAAUGAUAUGAGAGGAUUGAAAGGUGCCUUUAUUAUUUAAAAAAGAUAAUAAAAAAAAAAUCUAGGCCUUUUGGAAGAAAAAGUAUUGCUUACAAAUGCUGACUGGUAUAUCGAUCUUCUCAGAGUUUUAAAUGUGGUAAUACUCAACUGGGAUUGAACAAAACUAGACCCUUGAAGACUCCUCUCUAAGUGAAAUUUGAUGUUCAUUGAGAAACGUGUAUUUUUAUUUUGUUUUUUUGUUUUUUUUAAUUUCCAGGACUAUCGACUUGAAAAUAAAAAAUAUAGAUAUUAUUCCAUUAUUGCUUGUUAUGGCAAAUUAUUUCCAAUUUUACAAUGCAGUUGUGAUUUUUCUUUAGAAACAAACAUGCAUAUUGCAUGUUUCAUAGGAAGAUUUGUAUAUAGUAAACGUAAUAUAUUUCACUAAAACGUUCUCGGUGUACUGCAAUUAGUUUGUAUUCUGUCCUGUUUUGAUCAUUUGAAAACUUUACAACUUUGUUAAACAUUCUCGGUUCCACUAAUUAUUGGGGUUCAAAAUAAACAUUGAUAUGAGUUUAAUAAAGCAAAAUGGAACUCAGGUUUUCUAUAUCAGACCGUAACCAUUCUGUACUUGAACACGUAUUUUUGGUUUUGAUAAGAAAUUUUCAAUUUUCAGUGCAUUUUGGGUGUUUAGAGGUAUAGGGGGUAAAAAAAGUUUAACAAAAUGAACGUUCAUGUCAGAUUUAUUUUAAAGAAAAAUAAAUUCCUUUAUCCAAAUUGA
Messenger RNA from Pelobates fuscus (common spadefoot toad), 5777 nucleotides. RefSeq names its product striatin (gene STRN). Lineage: Eukaryota; Metazoa; Chordata; Amphibia; Anura; Pelobatidae. Gene Ontology annotation, molecular function: protein phosphatase 2A binding; calmodulin binding; protein-containing complex binding. The record is from RefSeq and is a predicted model, not a curated record. The coding region runs from base 299 to 2677 and encodes 792 amino acids. The transcript has 18 exons. Gene Ontology annotation, cellular component: dendrite.